GAAGUAAAAUGGCGGACUUGGCAAACGAAGGAGAGAAGCCUGCCAUAGCUCCUCCAGUGUUCGUGUUUCAAAAGGACAAAGCACAGAAGCGUUCUGCCGAGGGGUCCAGUGCAGAAGAUGGGGAAGACUCAGACAGGGAUGAUGGAGAAUACUGUCCUCCAGUGAAAAGAGAAAGAACCUCAUCCUUAACACAGUUCCCACCUACACAUUCAGUUUCCAAGAAUAAUGUGUUCAUGCCGUCAAGUUUCUGUCAGUCUCCAACAGGCAACUCGGACUCGGAGCCAGAAGAGAAACCAGUUGGAUUUCGGUUGAAACCUCCAACUCUGAUCCAUGGCCAAGCACCGAGUGCAGGCUGUUUUUCAGGUGUACCCAGUCAGAAACCCAAGGAGCAGCAACGCAGCGUCCUGAGACCCGCAGUGCUGCAGGCUCCACCCACCAAGACCCUCCCUGAGCCCAGCAAGACCAACUCAAGCUGUGGAACAAACGGAGUAGGUAAAUUUUCAGAGGCAGCUACAGAAGGCCGGGCGAUCUUCCUGAACAACACGGAGAGCUCAGACAAAUCACCGAAGAAAGACAAGGAAGGGGAAGAGGAUGAAGUAGGAAAGACAGAUGACAGCACACAAAAGAAAGAUGUUGUGGUUGACCCAGGUUUCGUGUUCGGACAGAAUAUCAAAGAUAGGGCAAAGUUGGAUGAGAACAGUACUGUCGGUGAAUCUAAGGACGGCACACAGGACUCUCAGUCUGGGAGUACUAAUUACUUCUUGCAGUACAUGGGCACUUCAAGCUCUCUGAAUGCAACGAACAACACAGACAAAGGAGCCAAGUUUGUGUUUGGCCAGAACAUGUCAGAGAGAGUGCUGAGCCCUCCAAAAGGUGGUGAAUCGACGGCAGAGGGCUGUAAAGACACAGCUUCAGUAUCAGAACCCUCAUCACAGGAGGCCACACCAGAGAAGAGUGGUUCUGAAUGCUAUAUGUGUCCAGAUCACAGCGUGACAGAAUCGCUAGAGGAAUCGGCAGCAGCGUACACCAAAGCCACGGCCAAGAAGUGCAUUUUAGAAAAGGUGGAGGUCCGCACCGGGGAGGAAGCAGAGAGCAACGUGCUACAGAUGCAGUGCAAGCUGUUCGUGUUUGAUAAGCCAGUUCAGUCAUGGAUCGAGCGAGGUCGAGGGCUGCUCAGACUCAAUGACAUGGCCUCUACCGAAGAUGGCACUCUUCAGUCCAGGCUAGUAAUGCGCACCCAGGGCAGUCUGCGACUGAUUCUGAACACUAAGCUGUGGGCUCAGAUGCAGGUGGACAAGGCCAGUGAGAAGAGCGUCCGCAUUACUGCCAUGGACACAGAGGACCAGGGAGUGAAGGUCUUCCUCAUAUCGGCCAGCUCAAAGGAUGCCGGGCAGCUGGCAGCAGCACUCCACCACCGCAUCCUGGCCCUGCGGAGCCGCGCUGAGCAAGAGGCAGAGAGCACAGCCGAACCACCCCACACCGAGAUCACGCAAUCCAAUGAAGAUGACAGCGAUGAUGACGACGAGCUCGCUAAAAACAGCAGCAGCAGCAUUGCCCCUACAGGAAAUCCCCCCGCCAGUGGCACUUCUGAAACCUCGGCCGAGGCACCGGCAGCUGAGAGCACAUAACACCCUGGCCAGCUGCCUGAAUAAAAACUGCUCAACAGGGUUUUUUUGUGCAGGCUUCUGGGUGGACAGCCUUAACCACCACAAAUCUUUCAGCCCAGCGCUGUGGGUCCUUCAGCUCCAGCCCUGUAGCAGAGCUCCAGCGUCUCUCACUUAAAACUCGUAGAUUGUUUUUUGUUUUUUUUUCUCCCUUCCCUCUUCCUACAUUUAUUGUGAAUCUGGAAUUCAAUUUUUUUUAUCAUUUUGUUUGCUUUUUUUGGUUUUGUUUUAGUUUUCCUGGACUGCAAAACAAAUUAGAAAAGAGGAAAAAAAAAGAGAAAUAGACUUUUCCAUUUAAGGGUUUGGACUUGGCUGCUCAUCAUAUUGAUGAGUGUGAGGGUAUUCCUCUCUCUGUGUUAUGAUAUGGCACAUUUCUACCACAGGAUUUACCUUUUACUUUUUUGCUGUUCCCCCUACCUACUGUAUUAUUUUCUCCUAAUCUCUCGUGCUCGGCUUCAGACCACCACUGUAUGACGUCAUUGCUCGAAAUUUUCCAACAUCCGUUUAGUAACUUUGUCCUCAAUCCAGAACCUCCCUAAACCUCAGACAUUCUCUCUCUUUUUUUUUUUUUUUUUUUUUUUUCUUUUUUUUGAUAUCUGAGUAACUCAUUUCUGGUGGUUUCACAUAAACCAGUACUCCUACUAGUCUGCUAUGAUGGUAGUUAGAUCUCUUAUUGAUAUAAUGAAUAAAGGACUAAACCAACACAUGGACUGUGCUAUUGUGGAUCUGUGCUUCUCCAAUGUUCUACCACUGAGAAGAACAUAAGAACGGUAAAAGGGAAUUAACUCUUGCCCCCUCUUCCUCACCAGAAUCUGCCCUUUAGCUUUGCUUAUGGACAGAUGUGGUUAUUUCUGGUUAUUUUUUUAUUUGAACAAAAAAUACUGAAAUUUUAAAUUAACAUCUCUGCCGAUAUCCAUGUUUAUUUUCCAUAUCCUGAAUGUUUGUAAUAUGUUACAUUUUUUUAUUGUUUUAUCAGCUUUUUUUAUCCAUUUCCAUGUCAUUUAAGACAGUACAGUGGAGAUUUUUUUUCUUGUGUGUGAAAUACUGAGUGCAUUUAGAACGUGAAUACAGAACUUCAUGUAAAUUUCUAUGAAUAUAUUAUCAUUUACUAGAACAUGUCUCCAAUCUCCUUUACAAAACAAAUAGAAAAAAAAAUCUAAGUAAAAAAAAAAAAAGGAAAAGCUUUGAAAUAAAUUUUUGUGUAAUGUCAAAUGUGGUCCAUCAUUUACCUUUUUAUCAAUCAUGAUUUGUCAAUGAAAAUCAAAGUGCUUUGUAACAUUAAAGCAGCAGACUGUGAAUUAAAA
Molecule: messenger RNA, 2968 nt
Organism: Clarias gariepinus (North African catfish)
Lineage: Eukaryota; Metazoa; Chordata; Actinopteri; Siluriformes; Clariidae
Gene: ranbp3b
Product: RAN binding protein 3b
Exons: 17
Coding region: 9-1628 (539 amino acids)
Biological process (GO): protein export from nucleus
Cellular component (GO): nuclear pore; cytoplasm
Molecular function (GO): GTPase activator activity
Source: RefSeq, a predicted model, not a curated record